Chanos chanos (milkfish) is the source of this 2226-nucleotide messenger RNA. RefSeq names its product protein tyrosine phosphatase domain containing 1a (gene ptpdc1a). The transcript is spliced from 9 exons. Gene Ontology annotation, molecular function: protein tyrosine phosphatase activity. Gene Ontology annotation, biological process: protein dephosphorylation; cilium assembly. The record is from RefSeq and is a predicted model, not a curated record. Lineage: Eukaryota; Metazoa; Chordata; Actinopteri; Gonorynchiformes; Chanidae. Bases 1 to 2226 code for a protein of 741 amino acids.
AUGGCAGCAGGUGUCAGUCUGUUGAGUGACCUGUCCCACACCAGCAGGGCGGCUGGCAGUGGAGAGAACAGCACGGACAUGGAUCCAGUCAGCGUCAGGGUUCCCACCGCUAAGUACACUAAAGUUGGGGAGACACUGCGGCAUGUUAUUCCUGGGCACAUGCAGUGUUCAAUGGCAUGUGGGGGCAGAGCCUGCAAGUAUGAAAAUCCUUCUCGAUGGAGUGAUGAGGAGCAAGCCAUUAAAGGACUCUACUCGUCCUGGAUCACGGACAAACUAUUGGCUAUGGCACGACCUUCAACCGAAAUCAUCGAAAAAUACAACAUCAUUGACCAGUUUCAGAGGUGCGGUCUGAAGACAGUUAUUAACCUGCAGCGCCCAGGAGAACACGCCAGCUGCGGCAACCCUCUGGAGACCGAGAGCGGCUUUACCUACCAUCCCGAAGUGUUCAUGGAGGCUGGCAUCUACUUUUACAACUUUGGCUGGAAAGACUAUGGGGUGGCGUCCCUGACUACUAUCCUAGACAUGGUGAAAGUCAUGUCAUUCGCUGUGCAGGAGGGCAAAAUGGCAGUACAUUGCCACGCCGGGCUCGGAAGAACAGGUGUCCUAAUAGCAUGUUACUUAGUGUUUACCUCCAGGAUGAGUGCUGAUCAGGCCAUUCUGUUUGUGAGAGCUAAACGUCCAAAUUCCAUUCAAACGCGUGGUCAGCUGCUUUGUGUCCGAGAGUUCGCACAGUUUUUGAUGCCUCUCCGAAGUGUGUUCUCGUGUGCAGAGCCCAAAACCAACAGUGUCACUCUGUCACAGUAUCUGACGCGCCAGCGCCACCUGCUGCACGGCUACGAGGCGCGGCAGAUGAGACACGUGCCAAAGAUUGUUCAUCUUGUGUGCAGGCUGCUGCAGGACGUAGCCGAGGGCCGGCAGACGGUAGAAGAAGAAGUGCUGGAGAUCUCUGAUCUUACGGCAGAGGUGGAGAAGACUGUCUCUCAGCAAGCUAUUCAACAGUUAGGGAAAGAGAUGAGGGGCAAGGGCAUCCCCAUGCCUUCAUCUUGCUCUUCUGAGCCGCCCGCUCUUCCUAACCUCCUGUCUCUGCCACCUAACGAUCAGCCACUCCCCAGCGACCAAGAGUAUGAUAUGCUCUGGCCAGGGCAGAAUGCAGAUAACGCCAGCAAAGCUCUCCUCGCUCUGAAGAGAAACCUCAGCUAUAGUGACUCAGCUUUGCAUAAACUGGGAUCCAAGCUCCAGCCGUUUGAAAGCCCUGGUAACAGUCUGACCAGAAAGCUUUUCUCAAAGCCACUAACCAAUCUGUGUGCAUCUCAGAACACUGUAGUUGUCUCUGAAACUCAGACUGGUCUCGCUCAGUUUCCUCUUCCCCAGGACACCAUGAGCAGUCCCAAAUGCGCCUCUCUUACCGGUUCCUCUGGCUCCAUAGAUGAACCCAGAAAAGAAUUCGAUCAAAAGCACGACUUUCCUAAUUUCCAAAGGAGAAACCCCCUGAAGGAAACAAAACGCAGCAAGUCCUUUGCUUUUUCAGAAUGGAGCAAGAACGGGGACUGCAGUGAUAUGGUGUCAUCCUGGAGAACAGAAAGGAAAGCAGAGCUACAAGAUGACAGAAAGCCCUGCAAUGUUCUUGAGUUCAGCACUAUUGCCGAGGGCCAUGAUGACAAAGAAAUAGUAACUGGAACCCCCUUUACCGCUGAGACUGAACUUACUGUGGAGACACGUUGCCUCCUGGUAGCCAAAGCACUUGCAAUGGAUAUGUGUGGAGAGGACCUUAGGAACAGGAUCUCAGUAUGGCAGACAGAGCUGAAUUCAAGAGAAGGCGCUUGGGAGCGAUUGUGUAUGGAACGAGAUCCACUGCUACUGUCCAGCCUCAUGUGGUCCUGGCUUGAACAGCUAAAAGAGCCUGUCUUCAGCAAAGAGGAUGUGAAAGCCCUAGCUGAGAGCCACUGCAACCCUUAUCAUGCUCUGGAUUCUUUAGAGAAGGGCCACAAACAGACACUACUUCGUGUUCUUGACUGUGCUGCACAUUUACUGGAAAUACCAAAGGACACUGAAACUGAUAUACUAAACCGUAUAAUCAAGGCAUUUACAAAGGUGGCCUGUGAUGCAGAACAUGGAGAUGAGGUCUAUAAGAACCUGAGAGUGAUCUUGGCUCCAGUACUGACUGACAUGAGAAAUAAAGCUAUGAAUGAAAUAGAGCCCACAUGCAACUGCUCUCUAGUUCCCUGA